Molecule: messenger RNA, 5977 nt
Organism: Fundulus heteroclitus (mummichog)
Lineage: Eukaryota; Metazoa; Chordata; Actinopteri; Cyprinodontiformes; Fundulidae
Gene: tsc2
Product: TSC complex subunit 2
Exons: 42
Coding region: 150-5861 (1903 amino acids)
Biological process (GO): negative regulation of TOR signaling; negative regulation of Wnt signaling pathway; regulation of small GTPase mediated signal transduction
Cellular component (GO): nucleus; TSC1-TSC2 complex; cytoplasm
Molecular function (GO): GTPase activator activity
Source: RefSeq, a predicted model, not a curated record
GCCUCCGCCUUCACCUUCACUGCAGGAACGGUGUCCGCAUCCCUCUGACUGCUGGUUAGUUUGGACCUUAGGGAGGCCGCCGGGACUCUGCCCGCACCCCCACUGCGGUUCCGGGCAGCCGUCAUCAGCAGCUCUGAAAGCAUUUCACCAUGAACAAGCCUCAGAGCAAGGAGUCGCUCAAAGAGAAAGUCCGGGGGAUCUUCGGGCUCGGGCCGCAACGUCAGCAGACUAAACAGUCAGAUUCCAAGCUACCCGAAUUUAUAAUCACAGCUGACAUCAUAAAGGAGCUCCAGCCUGAUUGUGGCCUGAGCAGCCGCAUCCGGGUGAUGAACCAAAUCUGUGAUCUGGCAAAAAUCAAAAAAUUUGAAGAGAAUGCAGUGGAGGCUGUGUGGAAAGCCGUGGAGGACAUGCUGUCCCCGGAGCAGCCGCCAGAGGCCAGACACGCGGUCCUGCAGCUUCUCAGAGCCAUCAUACAAGGACAGGGUGAGUGGCUCGGUCCUCUGAGGGCGUACUUUUUUAAGGUGAUCAGAGACUACCAACCUUGCAACGAGGACCUCUCAGAAAGACUGGAAGUGUUCAAGGCUUUAACUGAAAAUGGGAAGGACAUCACAUACCUGGAGGAGGACAUAGCACUAUUUGUCCUCCUGUGGAUGGACAUAGGUCUUACCUCGGACUUCCUUCAUGUUCUCGUGAAUCUGGUUAAGUACAACAGCUGCUAUCUGGACCAGAACGUCUCCAUCAUGGUCCAGAAAAUCUGUCUCCUGUGCAACAGAACAACAUCCUCGACUGAUAUAGAGGUGGCGCUUCAAGUCUUGGAUGCUGUUGUGUGCUACAACUGCCUGCCCUCAGACUCCCUCACCGUCUUCAUCAUAACACUCUGCCGUACGGUUAAUGUGAAGGAGUUCUGUGAAUCCUGCUGGAAGCUGAUGCGGAAAGUUCUGGGGACUCAUCUUGGCCACAGCGCCAUUUACACCAUGUGCCGGAUCAUGGAAGAGAGUAAUUUCUCCACCAGGGUGUACAUGGAAGACGCGCCGCUGCUGAGAGGAGCGGUGUUCUUUGUGGGAAUGGCUCUGUGGGGCGCUCACAGACUCCCCGCUCUGAAAAACACACCGACACUCGUUCUGCCAUCUUUCUACAAGGCCAUGUCAUGUGCCAACGAGGUGGUGUCGUACGAAAUCGUCCUCUCCAUCACCAGACUGAUCAAGAAAUACGGCAAGGAGCUGCAGGUGGUCACAUGGGACAUCCUGCUGGGCAUCAUAGAGCGACUGCUGCAGCAGAUCCAGACGAUAGGCAGCGCAGAGCUGAAGGCCAUCGUCUAUGAGCUGCUGACCACGGUAGAAGAGCUGUAUGAGCAGAACGGUUACCACGGCUCCACGGAGAAGUUCUUCAGCCUGGUGGAGAAAUGUGCCGACAAGAGACCCGACGCAUCGGUGCUGACCCUCAUCUCGUACAGAGCACAGUCCAUUCAGCCCGCGAAGGACGGCUGGAUUCAGAGCCUCCACUGCCUCAUGGAGAAAUUCUUCAGGAACGAGACUCGCAGUGUGAUCAGGAUCAAAGUGCUUCACAUCCUCUCCUUUGUUCUCAGUACCAAUCGUCAGCUCUAUGAGGAUGAGCUGAUUGAAAAGGUUGUGAUCCCGCAGCUCAGUGGGAUAGCUGAAGACCGGGACCUGGCGGUCAGAAAGCAGGCCACCCAGCUGCUGGUGGACCUGGCUGAGGGCUGCAACACGCACCACUUCACCAGCCUCCUGGACAUCAUUGAGCGGGUGGCCAGUCGCUCGCUGGUUUGCUCGGGGUCCCUGGAAGUCGCCGAGAGAGACCCCACAGCUGACUCCCCUAUGGAGGAUGUCAAGACUGCUGUGCUGGGCCUGCUGGAAAUCUUGCAGAGCAAACUUUACAGCCUGCCAGCCAGCCAUGCGAGUCGUGUUUACGAGCUGCUUAUCAGCCACCUGCAGCUUCACUACAAGAACAAAUACUGCUCAGCUAUCGCUUCCACUGUUAGACUGCAGGUGUUUGACUUCUUCCUGAUGAUGCGCGCCGACUCUCUGCACCGUGUCGGCGUUCCCAACAAGGACGGAGUGAUGAGGUUCAGCCCUUACUGCUACUGUGACGCCGGGGAGCCGGAGAAACGCGUUUGUGAUAAAAAGCCGGCGGGGUCCAUAUCCCCCCCUGCUGGCAGUCCUGCUCCAGCUGCCGCUCCGCCUGCUUCAGUAGCCUCCAUUCGCUCUGCCUACCUCCCCUACGCGCCUGCCUUCAGCGUCCUGCUGCAGUGCCUCAAGAUGGAGACCGACUGGAAGGUGCUGAAACUCGUUCUCGACAAACUGCCUUGGAUGCUGCAGUACAAAGUGCUGCUGCUCACUUCGUCGUGCAGCUUGGAUCAGCUCUGUUCAACACUCUGCUCCAUGGUGACGGAUCGUCAGAUCUCGGAGCGUUUGAAAAAGAUGCCAGAGGGGUUUUCCAGGACGGAUGUUCAGCUGGCUGUGGUUCCCGUUCUUACGGCGAUAACCUCCUACCACAACUACCUUGACCAAUCCAGACAGAGAGAGUUGGUUCAGUGUCUGGAGACCGGCCUCAUUUACCGCUGUGCCAAACAGUGUGUGGUGGCUCUAACGAUGUGCACGGUGGAGAUGCCUGACAUCAUGAUCAAGCUCCUCCCGUCUCUCAUCGUCAAGCUCACCCACAUCUCUGCUACCGUUGCCAUGGCUUCGCCCAUGCUCGAGUUCCUCUCCACCCUGGUGCGCUUGCCCCAUUUGUAUGCCAACUUUGUAGCCGAGCAGUAUGUCAGCGUGUUCGCCAUCUCCCUGCCCUACACCAACCCCUCGAAGUUCAACCAGUACAUCGUGUCCUUGGCCCACCACGCCAUCGCCAUGUGGUUCAUUCGCUGCAGGCUUCCCUUCCGCAAGGACUUUGUUCAGUACAUCACCAAGGGUUUGCGCUCCAACGCCCUGCUGCCGUUUGACGACGGACACGAGCAAAGCCCUUUCCGCGCACGAAGCACCAGCCUCAAUGAGAGGCCCAAAAGCCUGCGGGCUGGAAAAGUGGCAAAGCCAGCAGCAUCUGUAGCCAAUAGCAGCAGCUCUCCAGUUAAAGAGCUGAGGGACCUUUCGGCCAUGGAGGCUUUCCGCUCCCGCAGCAUCAGCGUCUCCGAACACGCGGUUCGCAGGAUGCACACUUCAACCACUACCUGCAGCCUGGGCUCUGCUGAUGAAAAUGCAGUGACUCAGGCCGAUGAGGGGCUCAAGACUGUCCACCUGGAGCUCACAGAGACUUGUCUAGACAUGAUGGCAAGAUACGUGUUUUCAAACUUCUCUGCUUUGCCAAAGAGGUCUCCCAUCGCAGAGUUUUUAUUAGCCGGAGGUCGCAGCAUGACCUGGUUGGUGGGCAACAAGCUUGUCACCAUUACAACCAGCGGGGGAGUCCGAACGCAGGCGUUGCUGGGCCUGGAUAUGUCUGAGCGUCUGAGUGGAGGAGGGGAAAUGACGAGGUCCGAUCCGUCACUUCACACCCGAAUGACCAAAGAGGCUCCGGCCAAACUGGAGUCGCAGUCCAGUCAGCAGCAGAACAGAACAGCUCGGACGCGAGUCCGCUCCAGGUCAGGUGGCCAUGCUCUGCGUGCCGGUCCUAUUCAGAGUCUCAGCCCUCUGGUUUCCCCCUCUGAGGGAGAGUUGGCCUCUCCUCUUUCUCCCUCCUCUGGACCCACCUUAGAUAGUGUCGGUCCUCCCUCUUCCACUUCUGCUACUCUGUCGGCCCCCCCUCCUCUCAAAGAUAACCCCAGCCUCGCCGAGUUUGUUCCAAUGCUCACUCAAGGUUGGGCCGAGAUCUUCAUACGGAGACCUUCAGGUAACACCAGCUGGCUGAUGUGUCUGGAGAACCCGCCCAGUCCCUUCUCCUCUGAGCUGGGUAACAUGCCGCUGCAGGAGCUAUCCACUGUCCUGAUGGCGAUGGAGGGAGUGAAGGAGCCUCCUACUCAGACGGCCAGUGCUCCAGCCAGCACGGCCGCCCCAGCGCCGACGUCCGCCUCCGAACCUCUGACUCAAACGCACAGCAGCGUUGGAGGGAAGGCCAACAUGUUCCAGCGCUCUAACACCGUGAGCGGCUCGCUCUGGUCUUUGGGUCUGGCCAGUGCCCCCCCAGGCCCUCCGCCUCCUGGCAGGUUGCACAGGAGCAUUUCCUGGGCAGACUCCGUGGUGGUACUGGAGGAGGGAUCGAGGGUCCCAGCCGAGCCCGCCCCACUCGAGUGGGUGGAGGGCGAGGAGUUUGAGCCGGUGCCCACCGAGCCCAUAUUCAUCUCCGCUGACAAAGAUCCCCUUCCUGGGAUGCUCAGCAGGUCUGCCUCCACCUCAAGCCAGGACGACGAAAAGUCCACUCUGGAAGAGGUGAGCGAGGGAGCGAUUCCUAUCGAUCAGCCCAGCGUUGGUCCGUCCACCCCAGGCAGCCAGGGUCCUGAUCUCCCUUUUCAGAGCCACUCUCAGUCCCAGGGUCACGGACUGAACAAGUCUAGCUCCUCCCCAGAGCUCCAGACUCUGCCUGAGGCCUUCACCUUAGCAGCUCUGGAGUCUGAGAAGGUUCAGGGGGAAGCACCUCGGCCCAGGGCGCCCUCAGAUGGCAAGCUUCAGGCACAGAAGCCUUACUCAGACAAGGACAAAGUGGAGGCGAGUACAGGAGUGGACCCUAGUGGACCGGGAGGUCCCGUCCAAGGUGUAGAAGGCUCAGCCUCGUCAUCUCAGAGUGGAGGAACUGCGAUGAAGUUGGCUUUCCCAGCAGCGCCAGCGCAGCCUGGACCCAUCUCUCCCGGUGGAGGCCACCGACCCCGCGGCCACACCAUCUCUGUCUCAGCCCCGUCCUCUAGGAGAGAGAGAAAGACGGAGAGGGACUCCUAUCACAGCCGACCCGGGUCCGGCAACGCAGAGAAGAUCUCUGGACUGAGUCCCAGCUUUGUCUUCCUCCAGCUGUAUCACUCUCCUUUCUUUGGGAAUGAAGCCAAUAAGCCGCUGCUGCUGCCCAAAACUCAGGUGAUUGAUCGGGCCGUGAAGGUUCUGGACCAGAUGCCUCCUUAUGAUACCCAUAAGAUUGGAGUAGUGUUUGUAGGAGCUGGUCAGGUCAACAAUGAGGUCGCAAUCCUGUCCAACGAGUACGGGUCAAACCGCUACGCCGCCUUUCUCACUGGUUUAGGGAAACUAAUCCACCUGAAGGACUGCGACCCGGACCAGAUCUUCCUGGGGGGCCUGGAUCAGUACGGCGACGACGGAGAGUUUACCUACUGUUGGCACGACGACAUCAUGCAGGGCAUCUUUCAUAUCGCCACGCUGAUGCCCAACAGGGAGAGUGACAAGGGCUGCUGUAAUAAAAAGCGCCACAUCGGCAACGACUUUGUCAUUGUGGUGUAUAACGACUCGGGAGAGGAUUACAAACUGGGUACUAUAAAGGGCCAGUUUAAUUUUGUGGAGGUCAUUAUAAAACCGCUUGAUUAUGAAUGCAACCUCGUCUCUCUCCAGUGUCGAAAAGAUCUGGAGGGCUUGGUGGACACGUCGGUGGCAAAGAUAGUUUCCGACCGCAACCUUCCACUCUUAGUUCGACAGAUGGCUCUGCAUGCAAAUAUGGCUUCCUUGGUGCAUCAGUACAGAGCUAAUCCCUCGGAUGCUUACGCUUCCAAGUGGCUGGCGAGAUUACGGCACAUAAAGAGGAUCAGGACCAGAGCUCAAGAAGACAUCCAGUCCCGCUCGACUCCUGGAAUCUCGCUGACCCAAGGGCACACUCAGCAGAACAAGUCCUUUCAGCAAAGCACGUCGGCACAAAACCCGGAGACCUCUGGGCAGAGGAAGCGACUCGUGUCAACAGUGGACGAUUUCACUGAUUUUGUUUAAUUUGCAUUAAUGGUUGCUUUGGCAGACAGUCGCACUGUCUCUCACUCACACAAACCACAGAAUGGUUGCGUUUGCGUCAGCUACUGUAUUAAUUAAAGGUGAUCAUUUAAAAAUAA